Setaria italica (foxtail millet) is the source of this 2220-nucleotide messenger RNA. Its product is annotated as 65-kDa microtubule-associated protein 1. The record is from RefSeq and is a predicted model, not a curated record. Gene Ontology annotation, cellular component: spindle; cytoplasm. Bases 257 to 2017 code for a protein of 586 amino acids. Gene Ontology annotation, biological process: cytokinesis by cell plate formation; microtubule cytoskeleton organization. Lineage: Eukaryota; Viridiplantae; Streptophyta; Magnoliopsida; Poales; Poaceae. Gene Ontology annotation, molecular function: microtubule binding. The transcript has 10 exons.
UUUUCGGCGCUCCCCGUCAACCUUCCUCUGACUCCGCUCCACUCCAUCCAUCCCCUUCUCUUUCUCGGCGGCCGUCACCACCGCUCCGCGCAGGCACUCGCAGCACAAGCAGACAACAAGACAGAGCGCCGCCCCCGAGUCUCCGGCGAAUCCCCUCCCCUCACGAGGUCUCGUGCCCGAACAGGAGGAAGAGUCGGCGGCGGCGAGAACCCUAAGCCCCAGUGGCAGCGGCGGCCAGCAAGAUUAUUGAGCUAAAAUGGGAGUGGCAGGUCACAAUGAUCCAUUGUUGGGUGAAACAACAUGUGGGUCUUUGCUUCAGCAACUUCAGGCUAUUUGGGAUGAGGUUGGUGAAAGCGAUGAAGAUCGCGACAAGAUGUUACUUCAGCUAGAGCAAGAGUGCUUAGAUGUUUAUAGGAGAAAGGUCGAUCAUGCUUCUAGCUCCAGAGCACGUCUCCUUCAACAGCUUGCCAACUCCAAAUCCGAGCUGACCAGACUCCUUUCUGCAUUAGGAGAGCUGUCUGUUUCUGGCAUUCCUGACAAGACAACUGGUACAAUCAAGGAGCAACUAGCAGCUAUAUCACCAUCCUUGGAACUACUCUGCAGGAAAAGAGAUAGUAGGGUAAAAGAGUUUGCUGACGUACAACUUCAGAUUCAGACACUACGUGGUGAAAUCACUGGGAAUUUACAGUCUGGUGAACUCUUGGAAACACCCCAUGUCAAUGAGGAUGAUCUUUCAGUAAAGAAGUUAAAUGAAUUUCUUUUUGAACUACAAGCCCUACAAAAGGAAAAGAGUAAUAGGCUCCACAAGAUUCUCGAAUCUGUGAGUUCAGUGCACGAUCUCUGUUCUGUACUCGGCAUGAAUUUCGUGGGCACAGUUACUGAAGUUCAUCCUAGCCUUGAUGACUCUGUUGGUGUUCAAUCCAAGAGCAUCAGUGAUGAAACUUUAUCCAAGCUGUCUAAAAUGGUGAUUGGACUUCAAGAAGAAAAAUCAAAGAGGUUUGCAAAGAUUCAAGCCCUAGCAUCCCAGCUAUCUGAUCUUUGGAACUUAAUGGAUGCCCGGGUGGAGGAACGCCAACCUUUUCAUCACAUCACAUGCAAUAUGUCCUCAACAUUGGAUGAAGUGACAGUUCCAGGAGCUCUGGCUCUUGAUGUAAUUGAGCAGGCUGAACUUGAAGUUGAAAGGCUCGAUCAGCUGAAAGCUAGUAGGAUGAAGGAUAUCGCAUUCAAGAAGCAGACUGAACUUGAAGAUAUAUAUGCCCGGGCUCAUAUUGCAAUAGAUACUAGUGCUGCCAGAGAUAGAAUAAUGUCUAUUAUCGAGUCUAGUAGUUUUGAACCUUCGGAACUACUGGCCAAUAUGGAGAACCAGAUACUUCAAGCAAAUGAAGAGGCGUUAAGCAGAAAGGACAUAUUGGAGAGGGUUGAUAGGUGGAUGUCAGCUUGUGAAGAAGAGAGCUGGCUUGAAGACUAUAGCCGGGAUGAUAACAGGUACAGUGCAACUAGGGGUGCACAUCUGAAUCUGAAACGUGCAGAAAAGGCUCGUGUUUUGGUCAAUAAAAUUCCAGCUAUUGUUGACACGCUGGUUGCGAAGACCCAGGCUUGGGAACAAGAGCACGGCAUGCCGUUCACCUAUGACGGCGUUCCUCUCCUUGCAAUGCUGGACGAAUACAAAAUUCUGAGGCAGGACAAGGAAGACGAGAAGCGAAGAAUGAGGGACCAGAAAAAGAUAAAUGAUCAGCUAGCCGCGGAACAGGAGAAGCUGUUUGGUUCGAAGCCGAGCCCAGCGCGGCCCCAGUCCUCAAGGAAGGUUGCUGGCGCCCGGGCAAACAGUGGUGGUGGUGCAGUUAAUGGCACGCCGGUCCGGAGGCUGUCGGCCCUCCAGAGCGGUGGCAGGACCGCAAGCCGGGAUGGGCGGAGGGAUGCGAGCAGGCCGGUUGCUCCGGUGAACUAUGUCGCCAUCGCCAAGGAGGACGUGGCCUCGCAGGCGUCCAGCAACCACACGGGGCUCUCCACCCCCUGACCGUGGUUGGUAUAGGUAGCAACCAUUGUGACGGAGCUAGAAAUAUACCAGUGCAGUAGUAAGGAGAUAUAGCUGCGCCGGAUUGGAUUGGUGUGGAACGGUGGCGGCGCUGGGUUUGGCCGCCGGUGCUUCUUCUCCGGCGAUGUUGGUGCGGUGUAGAUCGGAUGCAGUUGAUAUGGAAUGGAAACAGAUUCACAGUAUCA